CUCUCUCUCUCUCUCUCUCUCUCUCUCUCUCUCACUGCCUUCCGCUCCCAGUCUUGGUGAGGCGAUGAGUUCAGUAAUUUCAGUCUUGUCUCCUGCCUUGAGGUGAUCUAUCUCCUCCACGCUACACGGGAAGCCCAAGGAGCAUCUUGAAGUAAAACAACAGAAUGGCAUCCACCUUACGCAUUGCUCUGGUCCAAAUGGCUGUGGCCGAGGAGAAGACCAAGAACGUGGAGCGGGCCGUGCAGCUCAUCGAGGAGGCUGCCGGCAACGGUGCCCAGCUGGUGGUGCUGCCGGAGUGCUUCAACGGACCCUGCAGCCUCAGUGAGAAUACCAAUUACGUGGAGCCCGUCCCCGGCGAGAGCACCGCCCCCCUCGGUGACGCGGCGAAGAAGUUUGGCGUGUUUGUGGUGGGCGGCUCGGUGCGGGAGAGGGAGGGAGACAAGAUCUACAACACCUGCACAGUCUGGGGGCCACAGGGCAACAUGUUAGCAAAGCACAGAAAGAUUCACCUUUUUGACGUCAAUAUCCCUGGUGAACUAGUCUUGCAAGAGUCCAGCUUCUUCACUCCUGGCAACACCUUGACCACCUUUGAGCUCCCCCACUGUAAGAUUGGUCUCGGCAUCUGUUACGACAUGAGGUUUCCAGAAAUGGCCCGACUUUAUGCAAAGUUAGGGUGCAAAGUGGUGCUGUACCCCGGAGCUUGCAGCAAUGUCACCGGCCCGGCCCACUGGCAGCUGCUGCAACGAAGCCGUGCCAUCGACAACCAGGUGUACGUGGCGAACGUUUCUCCCGCUCGCAACACAAACCAUUCUUUCGUUACCUGGGGCCACUCCUCGAUUGUCAACCCCUGGGGGGAGGUCAUCGCCACUUGUGAGGAAAAGGAGACCAUCGUCUAUGGUGACCUGGACAUGGACUACGUGGAUAAGGUGCGACAAAUGAUUCCUGUCCUCAAGCAGAUGCGAGACGACGUCUACGAGGUGACGGCCAAGUAAAAACAAGAGGCCAUAAGGUGUUAUAAUAAUAAUAAUAAUAAUAAAGGGUUUAUUUGGUUGCGGCAGCCGUCAAGCUGAAAAUUUACGUAUUAUAAAUACAAUUUUUCUUCGCUAAUGA
Molecule: messenger RNA, 1110 nt
Organism: Eriocheir sinensis (Chinese mitten crab)
Lineage: Eukaryota; Metazoa; Arthropoda; Malacostraca; Decapoda; Varunidae
Product: omega-amidase NIT2-like
Exons: 8
Coding region: 165-992 (275 amino acids)
Biological process (GO): L-glutamine metabolic process; oxaloacetate metabolic process
Cellular component (GO): mitochondrion
Molecular function (GO): omega-amidase activity
Source: RefSeq, a predicted model, not a curated record